Molecule: messenger RNA, 1560 nt
Organism: Onthophagus taurus
Lineage: Eukaryota; Metazoa; Arthropoda; Insecta; Coleoptera; Scarabaeidae
Source: RefSeq, a predicted model, not a curated record
AGUUCAAAGUUGACACCUCAAUGAACCAAUUUAUGUAUAAAAACCAUCAUUAAUUCUUAAGCUUACUCUUAUAUAAAAUGUUUGUUGAGUUAGCAAUUGCGAUAAUCGUAGCGAUUAUUUCGCUACCAUUAUGGUGGUACUAUACAUAUUACUCAUAUCGAAAUCAUUUAAAAAUAUUCCCUUCCACGCCCCAAUUUCCCAUUUUAGGGAUUACUUACAGAGUGCGAAAUAACGUCGACAUUUACUAUGUGUUUAAAGCUCAAGUUGAAAAGAUGGGGAAAAGCUUUUUUACCAUGGUUGGGCCAAUCCCAGCGCUUUGUACAACGGAUCCAAAAAUAUUUUCUCUUAUUUUGAGCUCUCCAAAACACAUAAAUAAGCCGUUUUUGUUCUCAGCAACGUUAAACAACGUCGUGGGGAAUUCUGUGCUUGUCGUGAAUGGCGACGAAUGGAGGCGACAAAGAAAACUUUUAAAUCCAACCCUCGACUACAAAAACAUCCUCGAUAAUAAUAAACUUUUUAAUAAACACGCCGAUGGACUUAUUGAUAAACUCAAGGAUGAAAUAGAUAACGAAUCAACCGAGGUUGUCCACAUUUUGGAGGAUUUCACCUUUGACCAAACUGUUGAAACGAUUUUGGGUGAAACCGGGCCUGAAAUUGAUAAAAGAAAAACAGCGAGGUGUAUCAAAACGUUGAUGAAGAUAUCCCUCAAAAAAAUGUUUUUGCCGUUAACCUACUUCACCUUAACGGAAAGACUCACAAGAAUUUAUUGGAAAGAACGAGAACAACUCAAAAUCCUUCACGACAGCUUAAGAGGAAGCAUUGAGAGGAAGCGAAAAGAAUACAACAACAAUUUAAACACCGAAAAAAGACCGACUUACAUGGAUAUCUUAUUGGGGGAUAAAAAUAACAAAGAAACAGAUAUUUUAAGACAAUUAACGAUGGUCUUUACAGCUGCUUUUGAUGCUUCGGCGGUUUCAAUGUCUUACAUGAUUUAUUAUUUGGCGAAAUACCCCGAAAUCCAACAAAAAGCGUACGAAGAGGUUCACUCAAUCCUCGGCGAAGAUAUCCACCAAACAAUAACCAACCAACAAAUGUUAGGGAUGAAAUAUUUAGAUUUAGUCAUGAAAGAAUCGAUGAGAUUAGGCCCGGCGAUUCCGUUAUUCACUCGAACUCUCGAAGAAGAUGUAAUACACGAAGACACCACAUUACCUAAAGGAUUAAUGAUUCUUAUGAUCCCGUUUAUGAUGCAUCUCGACCCUGAGUUAUAUCCGGAACCUGAAAAGUUCAUUCCAGAACGGUUUCUUCUGGAAAAUUUGAACUCAAAUAGAUAUAGUUAUACCCCUUUUAACGCUGGGAUUCGAAAUUGCAUGGGACAAUUGUAUGCGAUGACCUCGAUGAAAAUUGCCCUAGCGAAGCUGUUGCUUAAUUAUGAGUUUGUCGACGUCCAACAUAAAAUUUGUUAUACAGUGGAGAUUACUUUGCAAUCAAAAACUGGGGUUAGAGUUGGGAUACGAAAAAGGAAUCACAAAAUAUAAUAAAAAACUAUGACUAAAAAUUUGU